AUGGAUACAUAUCUUGGGGAUCUUGUCUUCGUUGAAUCCAGCAAUUGGAGCCACAGUGGUGUCAUGGCUGACAGCCAGAUUGUAGAUGACGCAACAACGUGGAUUAUUCUUAGAAUUCUCAUGCUUGUGGUCACACCAACCUUGUCAGUCAUGGGAGUUGUUGGCAACUGCUUCAGUAUAGCCAUCUUGACCAGACAAGGGUUAAAGAAAAGUUCUCACAUUCUACUCGUUAGCCUAGCAGUCUCGGAUAUCACUUAUCUCGUUGCCUUCAACAGCGUGCCAAAAAUAAUCUAUGAAGUUGUUGGCCGAAGAAAAUUCGACUGUUUUUCGCAGGGCCAUUGUCACGUUCUUUUUGUGCUUUUCGUGUUUUUUACCUACUUUGACUACGUGUUUUGGUCGACGUCGUUCACACUUCCCACGCUGAUAACACUAGAGAGACUUGUUGUUAUAUUCUUUCCCCUCAGCUGCCACAGAAUCGUAACACCAUCAAGGACUUGGUUCGCCGUAUCUGUAGUAUUUCUGUUCUGGCUCUCAGUUUUCGUAUACCCAAGUCUAUGGUACAAACUACGAUAUGUCUAUUUCAACGGCACCGGCAUGUCCAUAGGAUUUCUUGAACGUGCCGACUUAUAUCAAAACAACGCCAAUGGAAUAGACGCAAUUGAAAGGCUGAAUAUCUACUUGACAAUUCUAGUAUCGCCCAUUCUCACAGUUGUCGGAUGUGUGGUCAUAUUAAUUAAAGUGAAGCUUGUGUCAAUAAAAAGAAAGAAGAUGACAAAAAGAGAGGUAUCAACAAAUCGCACCACAAAGAUGCUGCUGGCAAUAUGCGGUGUAUAUGUUGUUGCAGCAUCCGUGUCCAACUUACCCCUGUAUUUGCCAGACUAUUUUUCCAUAUCGCUAACUGACGCCUCGCCGACAAACAUGGCCAGGGUGAUGUACCAGGUUAUCAACAUAUUCGCAAUAAUCAACAGUUCCUGCAACUUUGUUGUUUACGUGGUUCUCAACAAGUCGUGUAGACGAACGUUCUGGGUGAUUGUUUUAACUUGUCACCGCCACAGGAAUAAUCACAAAAGAAGAAUUUGA
Candidula unifasciata is the source of this 1080-nucleotide messenger RNA. The record is from the annotation of a GenBank genome assembly. NCBI's taxonomy places the organism in Eukaryota, Metazoa, Mollusca, Gastropoda, Stylommatophora, Geomitridae.